AUGAGCCUGCGGAACAAGCAUGCUGCCAGUGCAGACGCCAUGUUUCCGUCAGAUCAUAAGGCGGCUGCGGCCAUGAGCAUGCCAGCCCCGUCAUCUUUUUUCACGAAGCUCGGUCAAGUCGUUGCCGCCAGUGCCAUGGGUCUCUUCUUUGGCUGGGCCAUGGAAAAGGGCAAAGUGACAGAGCCCAUGGUCAUUCGUGAUCAGAUGGGCAUGACCCGCUUCACCAUGAUGAAGAUGUUCCUCUCCGCCGUCGUUGCCGCAAGAGUUGUCCUCGAGCGCAUGCUGGCUCAAGCAAAAGCUGCUCGAACAACCGCCAUUCACGUUGUGCGUGGGACGAUCAACCACACCCGCAGCGGCGACGAGGUUGUCUUUGUGGACGAGAAACUCGGAUCAAGCUAUGCCAAGGUGGCAGUUGGAUUCUCCAUCAUGCUUGCCACCAUGAUUGGCCUCCUCGAGUACUUGCUUCCAUGGACGAGCGAGGUGCCUCGGGAUUUUGCCCGCCCCGUCGGUGACUAUUUGGCGUGGCACGCCUGGUCGCCCAUUGUUUCGGGAGCCAUCGUGGGCUCCAUGCAAAUUCCUGCUAUCCUGUUUAUCGGUGACACACUGGGCUCCUCGACCUCUUAUAUGACGCUCUGCGCGCAAACCUCGGGCCUGCCAUUUAUCAAGCAGACGUGUGGACACCUGUGCAAGUUCAAGUCGGGCAUGGGCAACUGGUGGCAGGUCUUUUACAUUGCCAUGGCAGCCUUGGCAGCUUCCGUUUCAGCGCGGAUGGGCGCCACGGAAGGAGCAGUCAUUCCUGGGGCUGCGCCAGGGGCUGCCGUUUUCGGUGGCAUCCUGAUGCUUGUGGGUUCCCGUUUGGCCGGUGGCUGCACGUCGGGCCACGGCCUCUCGGGGAUGGGCCUCAUGUGCAUCAACUCCUUUGUCGCCGUAGCCGCCAUGUUUGGUGGUGGUAUGGUGGCCCAACAAAUCCUCGUAGCCACGCAUCUGGGCUGA
Monosiga brevicollis MX1 is the source of this 993-nucleotide messenger RNA. RefSeq lists its product as uncharacterized. The record is from RefSeq and is a predicted model, not a curated record. The coding region runs from base 1 to 993 and encodes 330 amino acids. Gene Ontology annotation, cellular component: plasma membrane. NCBI's taxonomy places the organism in Eukaryota, Choanoflagellata, Craspedida, Salpingoecidae. The transcript is spliced from 5 exons.